AAGCGGCGGGCUCAGUCGCUCACAGCUCGCGGGCGCGGACGCACGCGGCGCAAAUGUUACCGGACUACGCGGGAAAUAGUUGCGUCUAUUAUUCGUGAAUUAAAAAAUCACAAUUAAAACUUUUUAUAAACAAAACACGGUGACUUUAUCAAAAUGGGUGCGAGUGCAAGGAUUGCCCUCAUGUUUCUAAUGAUUUCUGCCGCAACAGCUGGCCCUGCAGGGGAUGUGAGGAGAACUCAAAAAUACGAUGACUCGGGAGAUCUCAAUGCAGAAUCGUCAGAAAUCAUAUCAGAAGCAGUGGCGGCACCUUCGUCACUCCGAGCAGGCGUCCAGGAGCCCGAGGCCGCCGCGACGGCCGGCCAGGACCAGGCCGACCACUCCAUCGAGCUGGUGGGCGGCUCCCAAACCUUCUUCCCCACCUUUGCCAACCUCUUCGAGCCUCGGCAACAGAACAACUUCAGAUUUGGCGGCUUCGGAGACGAGGGCGCCUACAGCCAAAGACCAAACUCCUACCGCUCUCUACUAAACUACCCUCUCUUUGGAAACUACAGAAAUAAUUUUGAGGGCUUCGGGAAACAGAGCACGCCCGCCGCAGCGCCUCUCAUUGACGCCAGCUCCAGUGUCCUCGGAUCAGGAAACUUCGGCAUCAUCAAAGGAGGCACUUUCUUCGCGCAAAACGACGAAGACGACUACAGCGAUGGCUUCAAUUUCUACAACAACGGACACGGCCGGCCAUCUGUCGGAGUCGGGUACAUCGCUAACCCUCGGCCCAACUACAACCAGGAUCAAUUCGCUAACUUCAGAGACUUCGCCGACAUCAAUGCCCCCUCCAACUCCGCCUACUCGCACUUCGUGGUCGUGUACGCAAACAAAAACGCGACUGUUGACGAAAUAAGUGAGGAAACCCGAAAAGUACUGUCUGAGCCCAAAAACAUUAUUGAGACGCUAGAACGUCUCGACAAAACGCCGUCUCCGCCGAAAAUAUCAAAAACAAAGGCCAAGUUGCAAGCCACAAAACAAAAGAUGGUGAACAAAAAAGAGCAGUGGAAAAAGAAGAACUCAAAAUUCCACAGCCUAAAACAUGAUCCCGAGGAGCCUUUAUUAGCGUUAAGUUAAAGUUAGUGUAAUUUAAAUAGACUUGCGUUACGUAAGUGAUUUAUACCAGUAGGAAACAGUGUGCAGUGUGACGUCGUGUGCCGCCCGAUGUCGAGGCGUGACGAAAAGUUCUCUGUCUAAACUUAAUUUUAUAAGUGUUGCAUGUGUAAGGUUAUGUUAAUUGUGCGAAUGCAUUAUAUGGAUGAUGAAUGAGUGAGCUUU
This is a messenger RNA of Ostrinia furnacalis (Asian corn borer), 1317 nucleotides long. RefSeq lists its product as uncharacterized. The record is from RefSeq and is a predicted model, not a curated record. The transcript has 2 exons. NCBI's taxonomy places the organism in Eukaryota, Metazoa, Arthropoda, Insecta, Lepidoptera, Crambidae. Bases 154 to 1116 code for a protein of 320 amino acids.